UCAAAUCUCCCCAAGUAGGAUUCGAACCUACGACCAGUCAGUUAACAGCCGACCGCUCUACCACUGAGCUACUGAGGAACAACAGGAGGUUAGAUCUCAUAAAGUUCAAUUCCCGUUCUCAACACAUGACCCAUAUGAGCUCGAAGUUUCCUUUGUAACUCUCGGAACUUCUUCUUCGUGGCUCCGUUCCAUGCCUCAUUUCAUAGGGAACCUCAAAGUGGCUCUAUUUCAUUAUAUUCCAUCCAUAUCCCAAUUCCAUUCAUUUAAGAUCCCUUUGGUGUCAUUGAGAUAAGAGAUGUCGUUUCUAGUUUAUCUCUUUCUAUAUAUGGAAAGUUCAAAAAUCAUCAUAUAAUAAUCCAGAAAUGGAAAUAGAAAAGAACAAGGGGAGGUUUGGGAUGAUUUUUCAAUCUUUUAUACUAGGUAAUCUAGUAUCCUUAUGCAUGAAGAUAAUAAAUUCGGUCGUUGUGGUCGGACUCUAUUAUGGAUUUCUGACCACAUUCUCCAUAGGGCCCUCUUAUCUCUUCCUUCUCCGAGCUCGCGUUAUGGAAGAAGGAGAAGAAGGAACCGAGAAGAAAGUAUCAGCAACAACCGGUUUUAUUACGGGACAGCUCAUGAUGUUCAUAUCGAUCUAUUAUGUGCCUCUGCAUCUAGCAUUGGGUAGACCUCAUACAAUAACUGUCCUAGCUCUACCCUAUCUUUUGUUUCAUUUCUUCUGGAACAAUCACAAACACUUUUUUGAUUAUGGAUCUACUAACAGAAAUUCAAUGCGUAAUCUUAGCAUCCAAUGUGUAUUCCUGAAUAAUCUCAUUUUUCAAUUAUUCAACCAUUUCAUUUUACCAAGUUCAAUGUUAGUCAGAUUAGUCAACAUUUAUAUGUUUCGAUGCAACAACAAGAUGUUAUUUGUAACAAGUAAUUUUGUUGGUUGGUUAAUUGGUCACAUUUUAUUCAUGAAAUGGGUUGGAUUGGUAUUAGUCUGGAUACAGCAAAAUAAUUCUAUUAGAUCUAAUGUACUUAUUAGAUCUAAUAAGUACCUUGUGGCAGAAUUGAGAAAUUUUAUGGCUCGAAUCUUUAGUAUUCUCUUAUUUAUUACAUGUAUCUACUAUUUAGGCAGAAUACCGUCACCCAUUGUUACUAAGAAACUGAAAGAAACCUUAGAAACGGAAGAAACAGAUGUAGAAAUAGAAACAACUUCAGAAACGAAGGGGACUAAACAGGAACAAGGGGGAUCCACCGAAGAAGAUCCUUCUCCUUCCCUUUUUUCGGAAGAAAAGGAGGAUCCGGACAAAAUCGAUGAAACGGAAGAGAUACGAGUGAAUGGAAAGGAAAAAACAAAAGUGGAUCAGAAUCAAGAAAAUUCGAAGGUAGAAAUAUUGAACGAAAAAAAGGAUCUCCUUGGGUUUGAAUUAGAAAAACCCCUUGUAACUAUUCUUUUCGACUAUAAACGAUGGAAUCGUCCAUUUCGAUAUAUAAAAAACGCUAGAUUGGAAAAUUCUGUAAGAAAGGAAAUGUCACAAUAUUUUUUUCAUACAUGUCAAAUUGAUGGAAAAGAAAGAAUAUCUUUUACGUAUCCACCUAGUUUGUCAACCUUGUUAGAAAUGAUACAAAGAAAAAUGUCUCUGUUCACAACAGAGAACCCCUCUUCCAACGAAUUAUAUAAUCAUUGGAGCUAUAAUAAUGAAGAAAAAAGAAAAAACCUAAGCAACAAAUUUCUAAAUAGAGCCAAGACUCUAGACAAAACUUUAAAUAGUAAAUCCUUUAUUCUGGAUGGACUCGAAAAAAGAACUAGAUUGUACAAUGAUAAUACAAAAAAAAAAUACUUACCGAAAAUAUAUGAUCCUUUUUUAAAUGGAGCCUACCGUGGACAAAUUAAAAAAUUGUUUUCACUUUCAAUCCAAAAUGAAAUUGCCAAAAAAAAAUGACAUAGAAAGGGGUUGGAUAAAUAAAAUUCAUAGUCUCCUUCUUAUUAUAAA
This is a messenger RNA of Humulus lupulus (European hop), 1970 nucleotides long. Its product is annotated as putative protein TIC 214 N-terminal part. Gene Ontology annotation, cellular component: membrane. The transcript has a single exon. The record is from RefSeq and is a predicted model, not a curated record. The coding region runs from base 363 to 1919 and encodes 518 amino acids. Lineage: Eukaryota; Viridiplantae; Streptophyta; Magnoliopsida; Rosales; Cannabaceae.